Molecule: messenger RNA, 1898 nt
Organism: Sciurus carolinensis (gray squirrel)
Lineage: Eukaryota; Metazoa; Chordata; Mammalia; Rodentia; Sciuridae
Gene: Prmt3
Product: protein arginine methyltransferase 3
Exons: 16
Coding region: 201-1793 (530 amino acids)
Biological process (GO): peptidyl-arginine methylation
Cellular component (GO): nucleus
Molecular function (GO): protein-arginine N-methyltransferase activity
Source: RefSeq, a predicted model, not a curated record
CGGAAGCGCUCGUGGCCUGGUGCGCGCUCUCGCGUUCCCCGGCGUCUACGGGGUUCUCCUGGCCCGGACCUGGGCCCGGCCGCGCGCUCGCGCUCGUUCACGGGGUUCCGGCCCUGGGCUCGGCGCCGGGUGCGCGCGCGCGCGCGCUGCCCGCCGGUCCCCGCCCCCCAGGCACGCGGCGCUCCCAGGGCUCCUCCGCCAUGUGCUCGUUAGCGUCAGGCGCUACCGGCGGCCAGGGCGCCGUGGAGGAUGAGGAAGACCUGCCAGAACUGUCGGACAGCGGUGACGAGGCCGCCUGGGAGGAUGAGGACGAUGCAGAGCUCCCCCACGACAAGCAGCAGACCCCCUGCCUGUUCUGUAACAGGCUAUUCACAUCUGCUGAAGAAACAUUUUCACACUGUAAGUUGGAACAUCAAUUUAAUAUUGAUAGCAUGGUCCAUAAACAUGGACUUGAAUUUUAUGGAUACAUUAAACUAAUAAAUUUCAUUAGACUUAAGAAUCCUACAGUUGAGUAUAUGAAUUCCAUAUACAACCCAGUGCCCUGGGAGAAAGAAGAAUAUUUGAAGCCAGUAUUAGAAGAUGACCUUUUGCUUCAAUUUGAUGUGGAAGACCUUUAUGAACCAGCGUCAGUCCCUUUCUCAUACCCCAAUGGACUCAGUGAAAAUACAUCUGUCGUGGAAAAAUUGAAACAUAUGGAAGCCAGGGCACUGUCGGCUGAAGCUGCAUUAGCUAGAGCACGUGAGGAUCUGCAAAGAAUAAAACAAUUUGCUCAGGAUUUUGUGAUGAACGCAGAUGUCAGAACCUGCUCGUCAUCUACUGCCAUUGCAGACCUCCAGGAGGAUGAGGACGGUGUUUAUUUCAGCUCAUACGGGCAUUAUGGGAUACAUGAAGAAAUGCUAAAGGACAAAGUACGAACGGAAAGCUACAGAGAUUUUAUAUACCAAAAUCCACAUAUCUUCAAAGAUAAGGUAGUAUUGGAUGUUGGAUGUGGAACUGGAAUUCUCUCUAUGUUUGCUGCUAAAGCUGGGGCAAGAAAAGUUCUUGGAGUUGACCAAUCUGAAAUACUUUACCAGGCAAUGGAUAUCAUAAGACUGAAUAAAUUUGAAGAUACUAUUAUACUAAUUAAAGGAAGAAUUGAAGAAGUUCAUCUUCCUGUAGAAAAAGUGGAUGUUAUUAUAUCUGAGUGGAUGGGCUAUUUUCUUCUUUUUGAAUCUAUGUUGGAUUCUGUCCUUUAUGCAAAGAACAAAUACUUGGCAAAAGGAGGAUCGGUCUACCCUGACAUUUGCACUAUCAGCCUUGUAGCAGUGAGUGAUGUGAAUAAACAUGCUGAUAGAAUUGCUUUCUGGGAUGAUGUAUAUGGCUUCAACAUGUCCUGCAUGAAGAAAGCAGUUAUUCCAGAAGCUGUGGUGGAAGUUUUAGAUCCGAAGACUCUUAUUUCAGAUCCUUGUGGUAUUAAGCAUAUAGAUUGCCAUACAACAUCUGUCUCAGAUUUGGAGUUUUCUUCAGAUUUUACCCUGAAAAUUACAAAGACAUCUAUGUGCACGGCAAUUGCUGGCUACUUUGAUAUAUAUUUUGAGAAAAAUUGCCACAACAGGGUCAUGUUCUCCACGGGCCCUCAGAGUACCAAAACACACUGGAAACAAACAGUAUUUCUACUGGAAAAGCCAUUUUCAGUUAAAGCAGGUGAAGUUUUGAAAGGAAAGAUCACAGUUCACAAGAAUAAGAAAGAUCCUCGUUCUCUCAUUGUGACAGUCACAUUGAAUAAUUCAACUCAAACUUACAGUCUCCAGUGAAAAAGUCAUGAAGCACAACUAACUUGCAAUUUGUAGUUUGCGGGUAGGAAGCAGUCCUGCCCUCAGGAGUCUCCUCAGUAAGGGAGGCAAGGGGAGAAGUUGACA